AUGGUUGUGGCCACGUCCGCCGUCAAACUGCUCGUGUCCGUCAAGCUGUCCGAUGGACUGGACCGUAUUACACGCCGACGAACGUUCGGUUACCAGCCGAAAAUUAAGACGCCGCAGGAAGCGGUAUCUAAAAUGCGGGAUAACUGGGAGUAGACGAUUGUGACGUGUAAUCGGAUGACUGUAAUAACAAUAAUAUAGACAGAUGACUACGAUACGGACGCUGAUGACUGUGACAUCGACAUGGACGCGAAAUGUUGCGGUAUAUACGGACGCGGACGCCAUCGAUGCAUGCAGGCGAACGACCGCGAGUUAAUUGCGUACGACUGGGUGGUAAAUAACGUGCGAAACGUUGCCAAAAUCCAAGUCGACUUAUACGUCGCCAUUAAACGCGGACGUCCACAAGACGGAUAA
Molecule: messenger RNA, 411 nt
Organism: Cinara cedri
Lineage: Eukaryota; Metazoa; Arthropoda; Insecta; Hemiptera; Aphididae
Source: the annotation of a GenBank genome assembly